AUGCCGCCCUUUGCGCCCUCCCCGACAGCGCCUGAUGCGCCCACUCUCGUGCAGCGCCAGACCGAGGCCACCGUCACCGUCUUCGCAGACGGCCCCUCGGGCAACGGGCACUACCUCACCGGCGGCGCCAUAGCGGGCAUCGUCCUCGGCACCAUUGCCGGCACGCUCAUCCUCCUCUGGCUCAUCAAGUCGUGCAUCAACUUCAACAAACCCCUGGGGGAGCCCGUCGAAAAGGUCCGCUACGAGCCGCCCAGCCACCACCACCACCACGGUCACCACCGUCGCAGCAGAAGCUCGAGGCGGAGGAGCAGCAGGAGGCCAAGCAGGGCGUCGGUGGAGGAUGAUGAGCUCAAGUGUCCAUCUGCUGUCCACAGCAUCAGCACUAGCAACAAUGGCAAACGCGUCUCGCCCAGCGUGGCGGCAAAAUCCGUCGACGAUGAUUCUUCACCAGCUAUUCCCUUGCUAUGGAAGCCUUUGGCAGUAAACGGUCCAUUGCCGAACGCCGAGUCUCAUCCGCCCCAGUUCCCAUUACGCGAUGCGAACCCUCAGAAACCUCCCGACUGGCUCGUCGACAUGGACACCAAACCCCAUUCAGCCCGGCUACAAUUUCCGUGGCCCAGCAUGACGUGCGGAUCUUCCCCAGUGCGACGUCUCGUCUUUGCUUUCAAAUACCAACAUGCGCGCAUCUCCGCGGGUCCUCGAGGAGACCUGCUAUCCUCCUCGUUUGCGCCCGCUGUCCUGCGACUGCACCUCGAUAGCGACGCCACGAGCCAAUCCCACCAGGCGAGGAUGAUCUGCAAAGCCUAG
Emericellopsis cladophorae is the source of this 807-nucleotide messenger RNA. RefSeq lists its product as uncharacterized. The record is from RefSeq and is a predicted model, not a curated record. NCBI's taxonomy places the organism in Eukaryota, Fungi, Ascomycota, Sordariomycetes, Hypocreales, Bionectriaceae. The transcript has 2 exons. The coding region runs from base 1 to 807 and encodes 268 amino acids.